Molecule: messenger RNA, 867 nt
Organism: Drosophila arizonae
Lineage: Eukaryota; Metazoa; Arthropoda; Insecta; Diptera; Drosophilidae
Biological process (GO): negative regulation of biosynthetic process
Source: RefSeq, a predicted model, not a curated record
CGCUCUCAACUCGAGUGGAGAGUUUUAUCUAUCAGUUGUUCAUAGCUCACGCUCAUGUGAGUUAAUCCAAUAUAGUUUGCUAACCGUUGCAGAUAAAGAGAGUGGUGUACCAGAGAGCAACGCAACGUAACGCAACGGCAGACACAUUAAUAACAAACAAAAACAAACAAAUAAGCAACAACAGCAACAAAUAAAAACUACUUCAGUACGGAAAAACCUGAAAGCUUGCAAACAAAAUUUAGUCGUAAGCCAACCUUCGGUCAGCGUAGCAGUUAGCUUUCGUCGUGCAGCAAUAAUUAUUUGAUUUUUGUUGUUAUCCAGUUUGAACCGGUUUACAACGCAGCGACACCGCCCGCGCUAAUUAAUAGCUAAAGUAAAUCCGUAAAAAAAAAGAACAAUAAAAUAUACCAAAUGCCGUACAUUAUCAUACGCGGCAAUCUAGCCUCUUAUAGUCAUAAAUAUCCAUGGCGUGUGCUCGUAUCUGGACUGAAAGCUGACGACAUCGAACAGUUAAACAAGUUCUCCUGCGGCGGCUACAGCGAUGAGUCCACAAUCGUAUAUCUAGUCCAUCCGUGUCGCAUAUUAUCAGCUUUAGAGAUUUUGGGUUUUCGCGUUGUGGCCAGUUCAUCGACAGCCGUUAAGCAGGACUAUAACGAAUAUAUGUGGACGAUGCGCAAGGAGUUCGUCGAGCCUGAACCUGAAUCCGAAACCGUAUCCGUAGUCCGUGAGAAUUUGUCCAAUAUAGGCAGAGAGGCGGCCAGUUUAGGCAAUUAUCAUAAAGUCGAUUCCCCAGAGUAAAACUCUCCCCCUCUCUGUGUGUGUAUGUGUGUGUGUAAGUGUGUGUGCGUGUGUAUAUGUGUGUAAAGA